AUGGAUCCCUCGCCGUGUCUCGAAGAUAUGCCAAAAGAAGUCAAGGAGAACAUGCUCAAAUGGUGCGAUUAUUCUUCAGUAAUCGCUCUUGGAAAGACAUGCAAAACAUGGCACAACUUCAUUCGUGCUCCCGACCACAAUCUCCCAAUCCUGGCAAUCAACUUGAAAUGUGGGAAGAACAGUUAUGGAAUGCAAGUAAUGUCGACGGUUCCUUUCGAAAAUAUUAUCGAUUUGAACUACGUGACUCUAGAAUAUAAACAAGAUGCAGAAAACAACAACGUCACUCGUUGUCCAGAUGUCAAUUGGGAAAGUCCAAGAACGACGUUGGAAUUCAUUUUAUUGAAGUCCAUCAGCAAAGAUUUCACCAUUUGGUCGGAUAAUAUUGGAAUCUCAAAAGCCUCAUUAUCGUUAUUGUACGGAGAAUCGGUGGAUCUCCAAUGUUCUCUGUGA
This is a messenger RNA of Caenorhabditis briggsae, 450 nucleotides long. Gene Ontology annotation, molecular function: protein binding. Bases 1 to 450 code for a protein of 149 amino acids. The transcript has 3 exons. NCBI's taxonomy places the organism in Eukaryota, Metazoa, Nematoda, Chromadorea, Rhabditida, Rhabditidae. The record is from RefSeq and is a predicted model, not a curated record.